AUGGUUGAUGGGCAUCAGUUUCGUCUAACAGGUAAGAACAGAAUCAAGAUGCUGCGAGCUCUAGUACUCUUGACGGUGGUGUGCUCCGCCCUCGCCGGGGAUGGAUUUGCCAAGAAGUACGCUUACUCGAAGGUGAUGACCAACUGCUUCGGCGAAGACCUGUACUACGGCUGGUCGAAGGAGGUGUUCAAGGCUACCAAGGAAUGCUACGGAGAGGAGAUGAAUCUUCCCAAGGCUCAUGAGGAGGAUUCCUCAUCCGAGGAGGAGGAGGAGGCUUCGAGCCCCUUGGGCCUGGACAGAUUCAGCGGCCAGCCCAUCAUCUUGUUCUACCCGCCCCAAGCUCAAGGCCAAGCUCCAAAGCUCCCCGCUGACUUCCCGUACAAGCUCUUCUCUCAACGCCAGAAGCGUGAGGCCUUGUACGAUGCUCCUGUCAUGAAGAAGAUGGUGCAGAAGGUCAAGGCGAAAGUCAGCAACUUCACGUGCGUCUUGAGGAAGAUGAACUACAUCGACGACGACUUCAACAUCGACUACAAGACCGCAGUCGAAGAAACUAAGAAGAUGGACAUUGCUGACGACCUGAAGGAGGAUCUCUUGGAAGCCACGGAGAAGUGCAAGGAGCUCACGAUGUGCCUCCCCCUGGAGAAGUCCGGCUCUCCGAUGCCCCUGAAGCUGCAGCAAAUCGUCACCCUAACCAAGUGCAUGAAGAAGGCGCGUUUCGGCGUCUGCAUGAAGCACGACUUCAUGAAGUACCUCAAUGAGUUCGACCUCUCCGGGUUCCCUGCUGACGAGGACGACGACGAAGGCUCGAAGGCCGAGAAGCUCAUGCACAUUCUGUGGGGCGUCGAAGCCAGGGACGAUUUCCAGCUUUACUGAGCGGAUGAAAUGGAAAGGCUGAGGCUCUCCAAGCUUUGCCUUCCUUGCUGUUGCGUCCUUUUGUCUUUUGGUAGAAAUUCUUCAAAUUUCACUAAAUAAAUGAUGACA
Molecule: messenger RNA, 981 nt
Organism: Penaeus indicus
Lineage: Eukaryota; Metazoa; Arthropoda; Malacostraca; Decapoda; Penaeidae
Exons: 7
Coding region: 1-873 (290 amino acids)
Molecular function (GO): odorant binding
Source: RefSeq, a predicted model, not a curated record